GUUAUUUGGUUUAAGGAUACAAUGCAAAUAGAUACCACUGAACGACAUAUUAUGGAAAAUCGCGGUUCACGUCACACACUCAUUAUACGUAAAGUACAUCCACAAGAUUUCGGUAAUUACUCAUGUGUAGCAGAAAAUCAACUUGGAAAAUCACGAAAAACUCUUCAGUUAAGCGGAAAACCCAAUAUAGCUGUUUUCAAUUCACCACAAAUCAGUCAAUAUAAGGACAGGUACAACAUUUCGUGGACUGUAGAUUCGCACACCCCCAUAGAAGAGUAUAAACUAUCAUUUCGAAGGUUACCACAAGGACAUGAGGUUGACAAUGCAAUUGACUCACAUUCCCAAUCUUCUUCACAAUCGCUCAUGUAUGGCAGUCACAAUCAUCGUAUCAGUAACGGCAUGGUUAUGGGUGGUAGUCUUGGCGGUUAUGGCAGCGGUAUGCAUUGGGGACGCAAUGAGUGGCGUGAUGUUGUCUUGCCAGCAAUGCCAUUGUCACAUCAUUAUACACAAGGCAUGAGUUACAUGAUACGCGGUUUGGAUCCAGAUCAACAAUAUGAAGCUAAAGUACAAGCAAGAAAUCGUUACGGCUGGAGUGAUGUCACACAUAGUUUUUGCUUCACAACGUCAUCAAAUGAUGGCCUUAUUGAUCUAUCAUCCUUUUUAAAUCAAGGCUUGUCAGAUAAUGAAAUGCGUGACUUGAGUGUGACUUUCUACGGCAAAGACGGCGCACAAAAUCUUCAAUUGAGCUUCACUUUAAUAGCAACUUUGAUAUUUGCCAUCAUUAAACUUAAUAAAUUAAUUUUAGCUUAAUUUUCCUAAUUAUAACUAAAGCCAUUUAUUCAUGUAAGAUUUCAUUUAAUUAUUGGCUCGAUGAUCAGAUCGAACAUUGGGCUCUUCAUAGAGAAGUUGUAUUAAAUAAUUUAGUUGAUGUUAUGAAGAAUUAGAAUAACGGGUGGAAUUUUCAAAAUCACUACAGCAGUUGAAAUAAGAUAUGUAAUUAGGCAUAAAAAUAUAUGAAUGAGAAAAAAAACUA
Messenger RNA from Teleopsis dalmanni, 1033 nucleotides. RefSeq names its product hemicentin-1-like. Gene Ontology annotation, cellular component: axon; plasma membrane; neuronal cell body. Gene Ontology annotation, biological process: homophilic cell-cell adhesion; synapse organization. Gene Ontology annotation, molecular function: axon guidance receptor activity; protein binding. The record is from RefSeq and is a predicted model, not a curated record. Lineage: Eukaryota; Metazoa; Arthropoda; Insecta; Diptera; Diopsidae.